This is a messenger RNA of Helobdella robusta, 2292 nucleotides long. RefSeq lists its product as hypothetical. NCBI's taxonomy places the organism in Eukaryota, Metazoa, Annelida, Clitellata, Rhynchobdellida, Glossiphoniidae. Gene Ontology annotation, molecular function: ATP binding; protein kinase activity. The record is from RefSeq and is a predicted model, not a curated record. The transcript is spliced from 21 exons. Gene Ontology annotation, biological process: protein phosphorylation. Bases 1 to 2259 code for a protein of 752 amino acids.
AUGACGUCACGAUUUAUGGCGAUGAAAGUCAUUAUCGUCAUGGAGGUGCUGACUCUGAUAAGGCACAGUUUGACGCCAGACGACCAAAAUCCCAUUUACAAGUAUUUCAAAGUGGGCAAACAGAUCGGAAGUUCUGGCCCGGAAAUGGCGUGGAGGAUUUUUCAGGCAACAAGGAUUGAUGACGGGAAGGACGCGGCUGUAUUCAUAUUCGAGAAGAAAACCGCUGAGAAACUGUACAAACCACGGAGACGAGAAAUCGUAACGGAGAUGCUGAGAAAGGAUGCUCGCCUGCUCUCAGAGCUGAGACAUCCAAAGAUACUCAGAGUCCUUAGACCUCUGGAGGAGAGCCAUGACAGCAUAGCGUUCGCCACUGAGCCAGUCAUAGGCAGUCUGUCCAAUCUACUCGGAAACUAUGACAGGAUGCCGAACAACGAACACAACUUCCUCGAGGUUGAAAUAAAGUAUGGUAUCAUGCAAAUAGCAGAGGCCCUGAGUUACUUGCACACAACGGAACACAUCCUUCACAACAACGUCUGCCCAGAAAAUGUCCUCAUCACAAAACGCGGCAUGUGGCGUCUGUCAGGUUUCGGGUUUUCAGAGUGCAGUAAGGAUGGCCAGUUCAAGGUCGGUGUCUGGAUACUUAUGCCACAAGUCCGUGUUCGUCGAAGCAGCCGAAGAUGGCCCAGCCUGAUCUGGAUUUCGUCGCUCCGGAGAUCCAACUUCAAACUUCCAAAUUCGCUACCUGUGGCGGCGACAUAUUCUCGCUCGUUCUUCGAUGACCCGAUGGUGAGAUGCAUCCAGGCGUUGGACGCUGCAGAUGGGGGCAGGGACCUCUCCCAUAACUUCGACCUCUUCAAUAAAAUUUCACAAGUCAUACCGCACUGUCCCAAGAAGCUACAGUACGGUACAUUCUUCCCCUUCUUGAAGGAGCAGAUGCUGAAGCCAGAGAUGCUGACACUUGUACUGCCGUGCGUCGUCGUCCUCAUAGAACACUCCACGACAGCUGACUAUCACCAGGUGAUUAUGCCAGAGUUGAAAAAAGUUUUUUCAACGCCGAAUAGACCAGUGCAGGCAACUGUUUUCUUGCUUGAGAAGUUGAACGUGCUCCUGGCGAAGGCGUCGGAGGAGGACAUAAAGUCAGACGUGUUGCCGCUGGUCUUCUCCACCAUCGAAUCCAACUCGAUACCGGGACAGGAGGCAGCCAUCAACGUCUUCAACACGAUAAAAAAAUAUUUGGACGACCAAUCGAUGAGGAAACUGGUCCUACCGAAGGCUAUGGGCCUCUUUGUCAAGUCGUCAUCUGUCAGAACAAAGUUAAACGCGCUGGCUUGCAUAGAUAGACUUUUAGACAGUAUAUACAAGCACCUUCUGACAGAUAGAAUGUUUGGACUGACGCACAGCCUGAUUGCUACUAAAAUCAUGCCAACUCUAAUUCCAUACACUGUUUGCCCCGGUCUCAAUCUAGAACAAUUCAGCGAGCUGAUGGAGGUGUUGUUUGAGAUGCUGGCGAUCAUAGACACACAGAGAAGGACGAAGAUGAUUAACGAGGCACCAGACAUCAAAGCUCUCGAGAUGAGGCGAACCUCCAUGGACAUGAGAUUCAACAACAACAUCAACAUCGGCAACAACAUCAACUGCCACACAAACAACAAUCUAUCUCUAGACAGACUGCUGGGUGUUGAGAGCUGCAUCAGAGCAUCAUCGGCGCCUGGUUCAUCGAGAGAGCUCUCGACAAUCGCGAUGACGUCAUCGUCAGCGUUGAAACCUACGUCAUCGUCUUUAUUAGCCAAUCAGCCAUCGUGUAGGAGGCACUCCAGUUACCAGGCACUGCUUAAUCCAAACAGUCAAAGUUUAGAGGAACCAACAUCGGUGAAGAGCCAAAGGAGCAUGUUGGGCUCCUUACCGUGCCACUUCAGCAGGCAAGCAUCUAUACCGGCUACCGGCUCACCGACGCCCAACACUCCUUCGAUACUCGUCAGCAAACCGUCGGUUAACGAUUUUAAAGAAAUCCUUAGUGCGGCCAACACCGGAUUUUGGGGGGGAGGAGGGGGCGUUGGUGGUGGAGGGGGUAUGUUUUUCUUGGGGGCGAACAACAAUCCGGAGGAUAAGAACAGGCGCGCAAGCACACACAGCAUGGGAGUCAUUGAACCGAUCAGACGGAACAGUCGAGAAAUACUCGACCGAAUACCGAUAGCGAACAGGCGACCGAGUUUUCACGGGAUGUGUGAAACAGCGAUGCAAUUUUUCUCCGGGAAGUGAAUAAAACCAUCUCCCGUUUAUACCUUCACAAGA